CACUUCAUAUGUAUGACAGAUUUGCAUCCUCAUAUGCCUUGAGUACCAUAUCCCAGAUGCAUUCUGUGGAGGUCAGAAGAGGGAGUCAGGUUUCCUGGGUCUGGAGUUACAGGUGGUUGUGAGUCUCUCACACAAUCCCUAAGAUUGAUACAAUAACAUAUUCACAUAGCAUAACUCAGUUGUGUAAGAAAAUAAAAUCUCUCUAUACCUGUCUAUAGUUCCACUUCCCCGAAAUCUGAUUCCGUUGCUAACCUGACAGCUCAUACUAAUAAAAUUAUAUAGAAAGACUUGUAUCACUAUUUUAAGUGGUGUAUACCACCUGUGAGUGUGCUGUAUAGGUGUGCUUAGAGUCGAGAGGUGUAGUAACCCCUGGAGCUGGAGUUAGGGUAGCUGUGGGCACCUGUGUUCUGAGAACCACCUACAGGUCCUCUGCCUGAGUAGCCAAAUUUGGGAACUCCAGAGGCAGAUCGCCAUCCUGCACAGUAUAGGUUGUCGGGGAUCUGUUCUCUUUACAUCUUCUCUUGAAGCUGAUAUUCUAGAUGCCUCUACUCAAAGAGAAUGCUGAGAUCAGGAGAGAGGAUGGUGAGCUUUUCCAAUUUAGUGGCUUUUAGUGUCUAGGAUUCUCUCAGUUUGCAGUUGGUCCCUGACAACCGCCUCUAUGUCAUAUUUUGCAUCUGCUCCUUUGCAGUAGGUCCUUGUCCUUCCCUUCCCAAUAUGUAAAGUACAUGUCUAGAUUGUCUGAUGUUUUCCUGAGCUUUUUUUCUCAUCUCUUUAAUGUAGGAAUUUGAGCGUAUCAACAAGUUCUGGGGCCUGUUUUUAAAUGUCUGUUUUAUUUCUCAUUGCAAGUUUGCUUCUAGCCAUAUAAAGGAGGGCCUGAUCAUGGAGCAGGACCCAGAGAGCCGAGAGUCUAUCGAGAACUUUACCACUGACUAUAAGAUCAUAAGAACCCUGGGAAGGGGACGAUUUUCAGUCGUAAAAAUGGCCUACCACGUCCCAACCCUCACCUGUGUAGCUAUAAAAGUUCUCAAGAACACCGAGAAGUGCUCCUCAGUGAUGAGCAGGGAAGUUGACAUUCUAAAGUCCCUGGGCCAUCCUCAUAUCAUCAAGGUGGUCGAAGUGGUCCAGACAAGAGAGGCCACCCACCUGGUCAUGGAGCAUGCCUCUCAGGGAGACCUACUGGACCGAAUCCGGGAAUGUGGAUAUUUAAAAUCGUGGGAGGCCCGAAGAAUGUUUAGACAGAUAUUAGAGGCAGUACAAUUCUGCCAUGACAAUAAUAUUGUCCACCGAGACAUAAAGGCCAACAACAUUUUGAUAGACGGAAGGUCGAAUGCCAAGCUCUGUGAUUUUGGCCUAGCUGCUAAAACACUUCCUGGGCAGAAGCUGAUUGAUUUCUGUGGCACGCUGCCAUACUGUGCGCCAGAAUUCUUUGAAGCUGAGGAAUAUGAGGGCCGCCCAUUUGACGUAUGGAGUGUAGGUGUCCUCCUCUUCUUCAUGGUGACUGGGCACUUGCCUUUCCUAGGCAAGUCAUUUGCAGAGGUGAGGAGACACAUCAGUUCAGCCAAUUUCAGCAUUCCGCCUCACGUUGACAACGAUAUUUUCAAUGUUAUAGUGGAAAUGCUGAUGAUAAAUCCCAGCAGGAGGCCCAGCAUCCAGCAAAUUAUGAUGCGCCCCAUGAUCAAAGACAGCCAGGCCUACUCACCACCGACAUCCAUACAGACGUUCACAGGAACACCAAGCCCUAGCACCAUCAAAGCCAUGAGAGUCAUGAGGCAUACACCUGAGAAAAGCACUGAGUCUCUCAUAGACCAAAAUAUCAACGAGGUGCUGGCAACAUACUUGAUUCAACAGCACAAGCCACUCAGGAAAGUCUGCACACACCACCAAGUGGAGCCAGGUCUAGAAGAUCUUCACUCCUUCCCUCGUUUUCUUAAGAGAAAGGGACCUCUUCUCUCCUCCUUCACCUUGUCCUCACAUUCAUCCAAUAUUCGGGAGAAGGAGGAUAGGAAGAAUUCCAGGAAGCCUCCUCGAAGGAGGAGGGACAGGUGUUAUGAGCAGAGUCAAAAGAAUAACUUAAUGAUGGAGCAGCAAAUUGGUGUGGCCCUAGCUCAUGACAGCUUCCGGCCUCCACUGGAGUAUGCAUUCCACUGGAUAAAUCUACCCAGGCUGCUUCCAUUAACCUGA
Rattus norvegicus (Norway rat) is the source of this 2181-nucleotide messenger RNA. The record is from RefSeq and is a predicted model, not a curated record. Lineage: Eukaryota; Metazoa; Chordata; Mammalia; Rodentia; Muridae.